Molecule: messenger RNA, 517 nt
Organism: Rhipicephalus sanguineus (brown dog tick)
Lineage: Eukaryota; Metazoa; Arthropoda; Arachnida; Ixodida; Ixodidae
Product: cysteine-rich PDZ-binding protein
Exons: 1
Coding region: 152-451 (99 amino acids)
Biological process (GO): cytoplasmic microtubule organization
Cellular component (GO): dendrite
Molecular function (GO): PDZ domain binding; microtubule binding
Source: RefSeq, a predicted model, not a curated record
AGUGGGAUGAAGCCAAGUAGAGCCAAACCAAAGCGAUCCGGUUUACGUUGCAGCGCAGCAUUGCAGCAACAGCAGCAGUAAACAGUACGCAGUAAGCAGCUCAUUUGAUCUAUUUAACGUUUCUGGCGAGGUACGUUCAGCUCGUAAAACAAUGGUGUGCGAAAAGUGCGAGAAGAAGCUCGGCAAGGUGAUCACCCCGGACCCGUGGAAAGCCGGCGCUCGAAACACCACCGAAGGUGGUGGCAGGAUGAUCAACGAAAACAAGGCCCUCACAGCGAAAAAGGCAAGGUUCACUCCUUACGGAAAAUUCGCCGAGUGCCGCAUCUGUCGCCAGAAAGUCCACCAGGUGGGCUCCAACUACUGCCAAGGGUGCGCCUACAAGAAAGGCAUCUGCGCUAUGUGCGGAAAAAAGAUCCUCGAGACCAAGAACUACAGGCAGUCAUCGACUUGAGAUGUGUAUUUGAUCGCUACACUUCCAAGACUGGACCUUUUUGAAUGCACCACCGUUCCAUCAGCC